Caenorhabditis elegans is the source of this 739-nucleotide messenger RNA. RefSeq names its product SCP domain-containing protein (gene scl-14). Bases 53 to 679 code for a protein of 208 amino acids. The transcript is spliced from 4 exons. NCBI's taxonomy places the organism in Eukaryota, Metazoa, Nematoda, Chromadorea, Rhabditida, Rhabditidae. The record is from RefSeq and is marked reviewed.
UAUGGUAUAAAACUAAUUUGAUCCCUCAUUUUUUCAGAAUUCCUUUGCUGCUAUGCAUACUUUUAUUCUUCUCUUGACAGUCUUGUGCGCUGGAGCUUAUACUCAAUUCACAGCCAACGGACAAGCAGCUAUCCUUAAUGUCCAUAAUACUCUUCGAUCAAGAAUUGCUAAGGGAACAUACGUAGCAAGGGGUACCGUAAAGCAUGCGGCAAGUGACAUGCUUAAGAUGAAAUGGCUCAGAUCACUCGCUACAUCUUCUCAAAUCUACGCUAACCGGUGCCCAACGGGUCAUUCGAAUAUGAUUGGAGUUGGAGAAAACCUCUACUGGUACUGGACUUCUGGAACCAUCACCAACAUUGAUCAGUUUGGAGCAAUGGCUUCUGCUGCCUGGGAGAAGGAGUUCCAGGACUAUGGAUGGAGCUCAAACACCCUUACCAUGUCGUUGUUCAACUCAGGAGUCGGACAUGCUACCCAAAUGGCUUGGGCAAAGACGAAUUUGAUUGGAUGUGGAGUGAAGAAUUGUGGAAUGGAUACCAAUGGGAUGAAUAAAGUCGCUGUUGUCUGUCACUACCAGCCACAAGGAAACUACUUGAACCAAAACAUCUACACAUCUGGAACCACCUGCUCCAAAUGCCCAGCUGGAACGUCGUGCGAGGCCGCUACCGGACUUUGCGUCUAAUUAUUCUGUUUUUUGUAGAUUAUUUGCAUAAUAAACUGUAUGUAGAAGUUGAAACUGCAA